Molecule: messenger RNA, 1624 nt
Organism: Thalassophryne amazonica
Lineage: Eukaryota; Metazoa; Chordata; Actinopteri; Batrachoidiformes; Batrachoididae
Gene: limd2
Product: LIM domain containing 2
Exons: 5
Coding region: 94-492 (132 amino acids)
Biological process (GO): actin filament bundle assembly
Cellular component (GO): plasma membrane; actin cytoskeleton
Molecular function (GO): actin filament binding
Source: RefSeq, a predicted model, not a curated record
AGAGGAGCUGUUGUGUCGAGGAGGAGAGCCGAGCGGAGCUACGAGGCGGAGCGGCGGCGUCCGAAUCCACAACCAACGCUCACAGCGAGGCGAAUGAGACGAAAUUCACCUCCAUCCUCUGACUUAUCUGCCCGCCGACAAGAAGCGACGAUGGAUACCAGAAACACCAGUGAGGAGAAACCUGUGCAACGCUCCAAGUCCUUCAGCUUUAAGACUCAGAAGGAAGUGUGUUCCUCAUGUGAUAAGACGGUCUACCCCAUGGAGAGACUGGUCGCCAACAACCUCAUCUUCCACUCAACGUGUUUCUGCUGCAAGCACUGUAACGCCAAACUCAGCCUCGGCAGCUUUGCGGCUCUCCAAGGUGAAUUUUACUGCAAACCUCACUUCCAGCAGCUGUUCAAAAGCAAAGGCAACUACGACGAGGGUUUCGGACGCAAACAGCACAAGGAGCUUUGGUCCUCCAAGGAGACAGAUCUAACAAAGACAGCAUAAUCGCGCCUGCACCUCCCACACGCUGACCCGCUUUCUGUUGCCAUCAGAACAGAUACAGGAAAUGAGCGACUGGUCAUAGUCUGUGCUUCGUAAAAUCUUUUUUUUUUUUUGGUUUGGGGGUGGGUUAUGAGUUAGACAUUAGAUUUUGUCUACUUGUAUUUUCUUAGUUUUUUUUUCUUCUCCAAUAUCCUCUUUAGGAUCGGUAGUUGAUUGUGACCAAAAGCCUUCUCUAGAAUUGAUAAUAUAGUUAUAAUUACCUCUUUUUGUUUGUUUUAAAGAAUUUUUUAAGUUGCAGCCUUUCUUUUUUGUAAAUAAGAAAACGAAUUGCUCAGGCAAAAAUGUCAAUCAAAGGGUUACAAUAUAUCGAUAACUUACAGUCGAGCGCACGCUCAGGUCAAUUUUCAGACCGUCGUCUUUAAAUGUUUUUAAAGUUCAGCUGAAAUCCUCCUUUUUUACAGUUAAACUCUUCUAAUGUUCUUAUUUAUUGUAAUUCUGUUAUCACUGAAAGGGAGAAAAAAAAAAUCUCCGAUGUUCGUGCGAGUGAGAGUUGGUUGUUUAGCCUCUGAGUUGAUAACGUCUGUUUAAUUAAUAGCUGAGCCGGUGGACACGUGGCGGCACGGAGACACAGACCUGCUUGCAGCGUUAUUGUGUUACACAUUACGCUGCUGCUGUGGAAUAACGACAAGACCGUUUAAUAUCCAACCGAAGCAAUUUUACAUUAAGCUGGAAGUGCUACAGCUAAUUAGCUAGUCUGCUAAAGGAAUUUAAAAUGUGCUUUUAUCGGCGGAAAAGCAUGCGGCAAAUGUGGUGUGCUGUUUAGUAGCUAAUUUAGCAGAGCAAAACGUGCAAAAGUCUAAAUUGAUUAAUCAUCAAGCAUCACUUAAGACAACUACGCUGCACAAACACUUGUUUAACAAACUGUGAUGGGUUCCAACUUUGAUGUUUGAGGAUUUGCACCUUUUUAUGACUAUGUUAUAUAAUGAAAAACAUGAAUCAAAUGACCUUUGAUGUUGGACUCUCGAAGAACAAAAUAAAUUUCACUCAUUCAUUUUUCUGCCGCUUAUCUUUGUCCGAGUUUGGAUUCUAGGAAUCUGUGACAUUAUCACUCUAGUAUUUUUUGUUAGUUUUUUGA